Messenger RNA from Bombus huntii, 1473 nucleotides. RefSeq names its product CAPA peptides-like. The coding region runs from base 649 to 1194 and encodes 181 amino acids. The transcript has 5 exons. The record is from RefSeq and is a predicted model, not a curated record. Lineage: Eukaryota; Metazoa; Arthropoda; Insecta; Hymenoptera; Apidae.
AAAGAAAUAGUCAAGAACUAUUUGUUGCGUGUAAAAGCUCAAAUUUCACUAGUAACCGACAUACAAUAUGCGCUAAUAUACAGUAAAUCGUCGAUAUGUAUUACGUAAGAAUUUAUAACAGGCAAAUCUUCGACGUCUAAUUAACACUCAAACAACCAGAUUUGAGUGUAUAAUCAAAAAUGCAAAAUAAUAUUAUUUUAUGCAGCGGCACCCGUUUAACCAGCACGGCUACAGACAAAAGGUAGCAAUGUGCAAUAUAUAUUAGCCUACUUGUCCUGUUUUCAUUAAAAUUUGACUUAUACUCUUUUGUCCGGCCAUCGGAGUAUCCUCGCGUUUUAUGAAGCCAGUAGGUGUCCUAAUACCUACGAACAGUAGGUAGGCCGAAUGUAUCAGCAGAAUGAAGAAACGAGGCGUCGAAUCACCAUACCGAUCGCGUAGAGGGGCGAAUGGAACGAGGCAAUGUGGAAAGAGAGGGUUGAGAAGGCGACCGGGGGUUGGGCUGGCAACCCCCGUAGUCGGACGAGGCGCAAGGUAUAAAAUCAGACGUCGGAUACCUGGGGGCAUUCAGUGUCGAGCGAGAUACCGUGCUCUGCUCAGUAUCGCUUCAUCGGAUUCUGAUCACCGUGUGACCGAACGAUCGCCAUCGCAAUGAGAAAUCACCUAUUUGUAUUCCUGGCCGUUCUAAUAUUUUCCACCUCUUUCAACCUCUCCCAAUGUGGGCAAGGUCGGCGGUUGCAGUCUACCAAAGAGGGAGAGAAGUUAAAGUUGAAUGACAGGCGAGCUUCUGGUCUGAUGGCAUAUCCGAGGAUCGGUCGAUCCGACGUGCCGAUUCCUAACCUAAAUUUCAACCGUCGCCACGCCAACGAACCAGACACAGAUUUCCAAUUUUACAGCCCCGAGUUUGACUCCGUCUCCGACAAAGAUUACGAAGACGUUCGCAAUACAGCUCCCGGAUCCCUUGGGAGAUCGAUGAACCUUAAACACGCAGACAAAUUUCCAAAGGAAGCAUCAUGGUUGAUUUCAGAUCGUAUCCGUUCACCCAAAGAUUAUCAACUUUGGCAAAAGAUCGACGAUGGAAGAUUCGUUUAUCCCGGCUCGUUGCUACUCACUCAAGAUUCUCGAAACAUUCAACCGAAUGGUUACACGCCAAGACUUGGUCGUGAAAGGGACGUCGAUCGAACUGUCUGCAAAUGAUCUUCGAGGAUCUUCAGCUGCGACUCCAUGGAACUCACGCGAUUUGACCUAACCUAUCUCUAGCCGGUAACCAGCUACCCUCAACGAUGCCAGACCUAACCUUCCUUUAAUAUUACCAGAAGGUUUUACAAACAACAAAACUACGAGUCGAUUCUGCGUGUAACACACAACUGCGAGAAAUAUUGUUCGUAGAGAAUUUAUAGAAGAUUGUUCUACAUGUAAAGUGGUCCAUAGAAUUUUCGCUGACACACGAACGGGUAAUAAAGCUGGUGAAACGAU